Messenger RNA from Spirodela intermedia, 2178 nucleotides. The record is from the annotation of a GenBank genome assembly. Lineage: Eukaryota; Viridiplantae; Streptophyta; Magnoliopsida; Alismatales; Araceae.
AUGGGGACACUUGGGGUCCUUCUCACCUACCCCAUGGACUCGUACCUCGAGGAGGAGCUCGACAAGCGCUUCAAGCUCUUCCGUCUAUGGGAGUCGCCGCCGGAGAAGCGGAUGGAGUUCCUGCGGUCCCACUCCCAGGCAAUCCGCGCCGUCGUGGGGAAUGCCACCGUGGGAGCCGACGCCGAGACCAUCGAGGCGCUCCCGAGGCUGGAGAUCGUGUCGACCUUCAGUGUGGGGCUGGACAAGGUGGACCUCGAGAAGUGUAGGGAGAGGGGGAUUCGGGUCACCAACACCCCCGAUGUGCUCACGGAGGACGUGGCGGACCUCGCGAUCGGCCUCGCCAUCGCCGUCCUGCGGAAGAUUUGCGUCUCAGACCGCUACGUCCGCAGCGGCGGGUGGAAGACGAAUGGGGAUUUCGAGUUGACGUCCAAGGUAACGCCUAUCUGGAUCUGGCGUUCCUUUCUCCUAUCCUCUAGUUUCCCGAUCGCUAAUCUCCGUCUCCUGUUUUUGUGCCCUUUUUAAUCAAACGCCAAUUAUUUGCAUUUAUUGUUCUAUUUAUCUCUUCGAAGAGGUGAUCGCGAUCAUGAAACAAGAGACUUUUUCUCAUAUAUGGUUUUUUCUAUGAGGAUUCAUGAAUCUUCGAAUAGUCGUUUCUAUAGUUGGGGCUGUGAGAUUCUUACAGUUCCCGAUCGGGGAUCGAUACAGUUCCGCGUUAGAAAUCCCUUUGUAAAAAACAUCAGCUAUAAUAUGCAGACGUUGUCACAGGCCAAGAUUCUGUUCAUGAUUUAUCUUCUCAAAAUCUGGGGCUGCAUUGUUUUGGGGUUUCUCCAUCAAACAUCUUUGGAAAGAUCAGGAUCAGUAUGAAGCCAGGCCGGAGGAGAGGUGGGGAUGCUUUUGUUUCAUGCCCACCGACUAUCAAUGAGUGAAAGCAGAGAGGCGCAUCAACCUUCAGAUAAAAUGAUCUGGAGUCUCCCUCUGUAUGUCAACUCCUCUGGAUGCAUGGGGGAGGUUCCUGGAUGGAGAUCGUUCUAAGCAAGGUUUUUACUGGGGAUUUGCUUGUGAAUAGAUUAGAUGUACGUGGGAUGUAAUUUGAGGAACUAAUUAUAGUAUUUUUCUAAAUUUUAAUGGGUGAAAAAUAGUAGAGGUCACUCGGAGAUCCUUCAUCUUCACCAGUGUGCUUUGAUGUACAUAACUAUAUUUCUAUUGCAAAAAAGUCCCAGCUUUCAUUUAUCCACGGUAUGAUUCUUUCAUUCUUUCAUUUCCCAUCUCCCCAAAUCCCCCAGGAACAAUCUCUCUUCGCAAAUUUGUCAUUGCAAUGAAAACGAUCUCUUUUUGUUAAUAUUUCUUUAUGAACAAUAGAAGACUGCUCAGCUAUGCCAUAAGCAGGAAGGCAGGAGACUGUGGCAGCAGCUACUGAGCUGCUGAAGGUUGACAGGGCCCUUGACGUUGACAAUUGCUGACAAGGAGUUGAUAAUCAGUUCAUUGGGUGGGAAACUCAGUCAAGAACACGAAGAUGAACAGCUUUACGAUGAAUCCUCCGUGAUUAAUAACUAGUUUCAUUGAGACUGUUGAUAGCAUGAUGAAAUAGCUGUUUAAUGGUCGGGUGGGGCGCGAGAAUAAUUGUUGAGGAUGAUCUCUGUGUUCUUUGGUUGCAUGCAGUUCAGCGGCAAGUCGGUGGGUAUCGUGGGCCUUGGCAGAAUCGGGCUGGCCAUCGCAAAGCGGGCGGAAGCUUUCGGGUGCCCCAUCAGUUACUUCGCGAGAUCGGAGAAGCCCGGCGUGGGCUACAAGUUCUUCCCAAGUGCGGUUGAUCUUGCCGCCAGCUGCCAGGUUCUCGUCGUCGCCUGUGCACUGACGGCGGAGACCCGGCACAUUAUCGGCCGCGAGGUCAUCGACGCGCUUGGCCCCCAGGGUGUCCUUAUCAACAUCGCCCGCGGCGGGCACGUAGAUGAAGCCCAGCUUGUGCUGGCGCUGUGGGAGGGACGGCUGGGCGGUGCGGGCCUGGAUGUGUUCGAGAGGGAGCCCUCAGUACCGGAGGAGCUCUUCACCUUGGACAAUGUGGUGCUGUUGCCCCAUGUGGGCGCUGGGACACGGGGGACCAGCAAGGAUAUGGCAAACCUAGUACUCAGUAACCUCGAGGCCCAUGCCCUCAACAAGCCGCUCUUGACCCCUGUGCUUUGA